GAAACUCUCUUUCUCCCAUGGCCACGACAAAUCUUUUCCAACAGUGAAUAAGUACGAAGUUCAUUCAGAACGUGAAAACUGGGAAGGGCAAAAUGCAAAAACAUGAUGUUCGAGUUGUAGAAGAAGAAACGUGCUAGUUUGCUGAGGUCAACGAGGUCAACGCUGCUUUUGGAGCUUAAGGGGCAUCAUGGAGAUCAUCUAGUACUAAGAGAGAUUCAUGAGAAUGAGGUUCUUUUGGAGCUGCAUGGAGCGAGUGACUUCAUGGUGCUUCAUGGGACAGUUUCUCAUUUGUGCAAUUCUGGUGCUUGACGUGAUGCUGAAGGUUUCUGCUAAUUCAGAAGGUGAUGCCCUGAAUUCUUUGAAGAACAGCUUGACAGAUCCUGGUGAUGUUCUUCAAAGCUGGGAUUCCACUCUUGUCAAUCCAUGUACAUGGUUUCAUGUUACUUGCAGCAAUGAUAAUAGUGUGAUCCGUGUUGAUCUAGGAAAUGCAAACCUUUCCGGUCAACUAGUUCCGCAACUUGGUCAGCUCCCAAAUUUACAGUACUUGGAACUUUAUAGCAAUAAUAUCACUGGGAAAAUUCCAAUUGAGCUUGGAAAUUUGAAAAACUUGGUGAGCUUGGAUCUGUACGUGAAUAAGUUAACCGGCCCUAUACCGGACUCAUUGAGCAACCUUAAAAAGCUACGUUUCCUGCGUCUCAACAACAAUAGUUUGUCAGGAAAAAUUCCCAUGUCUUUGACAAGUGUGAUGUCACUGCAAGUCCUUGAUCUAUCAAACAACAAUUUAACAGGAGAUGUUCCAAUAAAUGGUUCAUUUUCAAUGUUCACUCCAAUCAGUUUUAAAAAUAAUAACCCUGGCUUGAAUGAAACAAACCCUCCAUCUCCCCCCACUGCUCCACCUCCAAAAGCUUCUUCAGGUAACAGUGCCACUGGAUCUAUUGCUGGAGGAGUUGCUGCAGGUGCUGCUCUGUUGUUUGCAGGCCCUGCCAUUGCAGUUGCCUGUUUGCGAAGAAGGAAACGUGCUGAUUAUUUCUUUGAUGUUCCUGCUGAGGAGGAUCCUGAAGUUCAUCUUGGUCAGCUUAAAAAGUUUUCGCUGCGUGAGCUGCAAGUCGCUACAGAUAGCUUUAAUAGCAAGAAUAUUCUUGGAAGAGGAGGGUUUGGCAAGGUUUAUAAAGGACGCCUUACCAAUGGUACUCUUGUAGCAGUAAAAAGACUUAAAGAGGAACGCACGCAGGGUGGGGAGCUUCAAUUUCAAACUGAAGUGGAAAUGAUUAGCAUGGCUGUCCAUCGUAAUUUGCUCCGGUUGCAUGGUUUUUGUAUGACACCUACCGAACGGUUGCUUGUGUAUCCUUUCAUGGCAAAUGGAAGUGUAGCAUCUUGUUUACGAGAUCGUCCAGAAACACGUCCACCACUUGACUGGAAAAAAAGGAAGAGUAUAGCACUGGGGUCUGCUCGGGGACUUGCUUAUUUACAUGAUCAUUGUGAUCCAAAGAUUAUUCAUCGUGAUGUCAAAGCUGCUAAUAUAUUGCUGGAUGAGGAUUUUGAAGCAGUUGUUGGAGAUUUUGGCUUAGCAAAGCUGAUGGAUUACAGAAAUACUCAUGUUACCACUGCUGUACGUGGCACAAUCGGGCAUAUAGCGCCGGAGUACCUCUCAACCGGAAAGUCUUCAGAGAAGACUGAUGUUUUUGGAUAUGGUGUGAUGCUUCUUGAACUGAUAACCGGACAGAGGGCUUUUGAUCUAGCGCGUCUUGCCAAUGAUGAUGAUGUCAUGUUGCUUCAUUGGGUUAAAGGACUUCUGAAGGACAAGAAGCUGGAGACACUGGUUGAUGCAGAUUUACAGGGAAAUUAUGAAGAUGAAGAGGUAGAGCAACUGAUCCAGGUGGCCUUGUUGUGCACACAAAGCUCCCCUAUGGAAAGGCCUAAGAUGUCUGAGGUGGUGAGCAUGCUAGAAGGUGAUGGUUUGGCAGAAAAAUGGGAUCAAUGGCAGAAAGGGGAGAUGAACCAGCAUGAAUUCGAUCGCAUGUGCUAUCAUGCUGCUGAUAUGCUCUUAGACUCCACUUUCAAUAUCCCAGCAGAUGAACUCUCUGGUCCUAGAUGAUCUUUCAACAUUCAAUGGCCAAGCCAAUACACAACCGUAUUCGCACCUUGUUAGGUCUUCUAGAUGACUUUUUGAAUAUUCACAAGAAGCAAAAACAUAAUGAAACCAGACUGCUUUCUUUUUUGAGAGUUAUACACUACAAAGUUGUAUAUGAUUUCCAUCCUGUGUGUUCUGAUUUCAUCAUUUUAGGUUAUCCUCAUGUGUUGGACCACUUGCUCUUAAUCAUGUUAUGAUUAUUAUAGGAAAAGAAGAUAUUUGUAAUUUGUAUUGGGUACUGAAGUUGGAAAGUGUAGGUCACAGAGUUCCGAGGAACCUGUCAUUGUAUGGAACAUGGAAAUGAGUAUAAAAUUUUGUGAAAAUAGCACAAUACAAGUUCUAAAGAGAA
Arachis ipaensis is the source of this 2480-nucleotide messenger RNA. RefSeq names its product BRASSINOSTEROID INSENSITIVE 1-associated receptor kinase 1-like. NCBI's taxonomy places the organism in Eukaryota, Viridiplantae, Streptophyta, Magnoliopsida, Fabales, Fabaceae. The record is from RefSeq and is a predicted model, not a curated record. Gene Ontology annotation, molecular function: protein kinase activity; ATP binding. Gene Ontology annotation, biological process: protein phosphorylation.